AUGGAAACACUGAACCACACCGUGCUGGCCAUCACAGUCAGGUGGACCGUGGGUUGGCAAGCUAUAUCUGAGCUGCUCAACACAGCAGUGCUGUGCACAGCCUCGCCAGUGUGGCACAGCCUCACCAGUGUGGCACAGCCUCACCAGUGUGGCACAGCCUCACCAGCGUGGCACAGCCUCACCAGUGUGGCACAGCCUCACCAGUGUGGCACAGCCUCACCAGUGUGGCACAGCCUCACCAGCGUGGCACAGCCUCACCAGUGUGGCACAGCCUCGCCAGUGUGGCACAGCUUCACCAGUGUGGCACAGCCUCGCCAGUGUGGCACAGCCUCACCAGUGUGGCACAGCCUCACCAGUGUGGCACAGCCUCACCAGUGUGGCACAGCCUCACCAGUGUGGCACAGCCUCACCAGUGUGGCACAGCCUCGCCAGUGUGGCACAGCUUCACCAGUGUGGCACAGCCUCACCAGUGUGGCACAGCCUCACCAGUGUGGCACAGCCUCGCCAGUGUGGCACAGCCUCACCAGUGUGGCACAGCCUCACCAGUGUGGCACAGCCUCAUCAGUGUGGCACAGCCUCAUCAGUGUGGCACAGCCUCACCAGUGUGGCACAGCCUCACCAGUGUGGCACAGCCUCACCAGUGUGGCACAGCCUCACCAGUGUGGCACAGCCUCACCAGUGUGGCACAGCCCAAGGUUCCUAGUGUUAUCAACAACCCGGUAG
Procambarus clarkii (red swamp crayfish) is the source of this 723-nucleotide messenger RNA. The record is from RefSeq and is a predicted model, not a curated record. Lineage: Eukaryota; Metazoa; Arthropoda; Malacostraca; Decapoda; Cambaridae.